UCAUUUGCUAAGAGUAAGGGAAAUUGAGAUGACUGAAGUGAUUUAUAUACUUUGAUUUAGAAUAAUCAUCAAAGUUUAAAGUCUAACUGUUCUUUCUGUUCACUUAUCGUUACGUAUUGUUUGAAAGCUGCGUAAAUCCGUAUGCAACUUGGAGUUUUUUUCAUAUUUGUAUUAAGAAAAAAAAUAAAUAGUAGCGGUGCAAUUAUUGCAAGGAUUGUUGCAGUUUAGCAGACUGUGGGUAGUACUUUUCGUUUCAUAAGCAUACUAUGGUGCUAACUAAAAAACCGUCAAGAGACCCCACUACCCUUCUGCCUUCUGUACAGGAGGUGAAAGACGCUGAACAAGACAUGGAGGAACGGGGCGCUGAUACAUCUCUGGAAAUAGGAGGAUCAUUCACUACCAGACCGCCGAGCAGACCUCUUAAAGCUUUUAGUCGUGGCAGCAUCGAUCCUAAGACAAUUGUACGGCCUACCAGCACUUACACUGCAUAUCAAAUUGAGGAAGUCAACCAGGGACCGAGUGCACAAGCAGAGGAAGAUGAAGAAAUAGAAGCUGAGCCAGUCAAGUCUGAUGGAAGCUUUGAUGAUGUAAACGCAAGUGAGGAAGAGUGGGACACUGACUUAGAAAUGGAAGAUACUAAACAAUCAUAUGAUGCUACCGGAAGAACUGGAUACAAAGAAGCCUGCAAAAGAUAUGGAGUAGUACCAAUAUCAUAUUUUUUACGACAUAUGCAAGACUCUGAGUUCACCAUGAUGCAUCGUGGCCUUGGUCCUCAGGAUGCAAAAGCACUGUCUGUUGCCCUAAUUAGCAAUACAACCAUCUUAAAGUUAAAUCUGCGAGACAACUGGCUGCAAGGAGAAGGUGGUGCAGCUGUUGCAGAAAUGCUGAAAGAAAACUGCUUCAUCACAGAUGUCGACUUAUCGGAAAACAAGCUUGAAAAGAAAGGUGCCAUGGCCAUUGCUUCCAUGCUGCUGGAGAACACUGCUCUAGUGAAGGUCACCCUAUCGGGAAAUGAGUUUGAUGAUAAUGCUGCAGAGUAUCUCGCUGAAGCCAUUAUGAGUAAUCAUAAGGUGGAAUCAAUGGAUCUAAGCCACAAUUUGCUAGCAGAACGAGCAGGAGAGGUAAUUGGAAAUGCCAUAGCAGAAAAUACUGGGAUGAAGGAACUUGAUCUCAGCUGGAACUGCUUGCGCAGUAAAGGAGCAAUCGCUUUGGCAAAGGGCUUAGGAGCCAAUAUAUUCCUGCGAGUGUUGAACUUGUCCUACAAUGGGUUUGGAAAAGAGGAAACAGCUGCACUUGGUGAAGCUCUCAAGGUUAACAAUGUUCUUGAAGAACUUAAUAUUAGCAACAAUCGGAUUUCUCCAGAAGGGGCCGUGCGCUUGGCAAUGGGUCUUAGAGAAAACAAGACUUUAAGAAUUCUGAAGAUGGGUCGGAAUCCCAUGCAAAGUGCUGGGUGCUAUGGGAUACUCAAGUCUGUUCAUGACAACUCUGGAUCCAGUUUGGAAUUAUUGGAUUUCUCUGAUAUUACUGUUAACAAGGAUUUUGAUGAGUUAUACAAUGUUGUAAAGGAAACCUUCUCAAGUCUCCAAGUCAUACAUGGUGGAAAUGCUGACAUACUCAAGAGAAGGAAACCAAAGGCAAAUCCACUGGCUAAACUGAAGCAACACAUUGUGGAAAACAAUAUUCGACUGGUGGAUUUCUUUGAAAAAGUGGAUGAAGACAAGAGCACGCUCAUCACCCGUUCAGAGUUUCAGCAAGGACUAAUGAAUGCAGGAAUUCCCCUAAGUCAAGAUGAACUUCAGAAUCUGAUGGACUUUCUAGAUAAAGACAAGAAUGGAGAAAUUGAUUUCAGUGAGCUUAUCCAUUCACUAAGUGCCUGAUGCAAGAAUGCAUGAACUCCUUAUUUUUUAAUCAGCUAAGAAGAAUGACUACAUAACUCACAUGUGGACUAACAGCUCAUGAUGUCUGCACAGUAUUUGUAGUAACAAUCUGCAUAGUGACUGCAUGCUCACUGCUUACUAAGCUUCAUUACUAAGUCAGCCAUCAUGUCACCAUUUGUUCAUCUUCCAUAUCAUGUAUGAUUAAUCACUUUAAAAAAUUAAUAGCACAUCAAAACUACAUAAAAAGUAAUUGCUGUUUUAACACCACAGUGGUUUUAUAUAAAAUUGUUCAUACAAGCUGUCAUAAACCUCUGAUGUACAUGAAUAUAGAUGGCAUACUCUUGAUGUACGUAUGUAUGUGCAUACAGCAUCAGUAAAUCUCAAAAAGAUUUUGAAAAGUGCAACACAAUCCUGCAAAAAGGACACAAGAUAGGAACAGAAGGGGGAAGGGAGAGCUGAAUGCAAAAUGUUAAAAAGUAAUAGUUUUUGUUGGAGAAUUUCAUUAUUUCAAAUUAAAAUAGCAUGAACAGAAAUUAACAAGGAAACAAAGAGAAACAGAAUGCCAAGAUCCUAUCCAUCCAAGUAGCGGAUCCAAGCCAUCAACUUUUCCUUACAGACACUUUUCCAGUGCUCUAGCUUCUACCCGCUCCCUUAAUGCAUUGCACUCUUACAAUCUCCCUGAUCUUAUUUGCCAUCAUCUACAUCAGACACAGUUCUACAGGGUUCAUCCAAAUCUUUCAGAUAAAUUAACCUUUUUUACUUUAUUAUUACUGUCUCAGUAACUUUGAAAAAUAAAACCUGGAACCAAUCCAUUCAUUAGAUUUCAUAGGUACCAUGUGGAGACUGCAACAAACAAUACUAGACUGUCUGCACAAGGACUGCUUCCCUCAGAUUACAAAUCAUAGACCUUCUUCAGCACAAUUCCUGUCCAGUUUCCAUAGUACUACAAACAUUGGAAACAGUGGCAGCAGCCAUUUCCCUGGUUCCUUACAGCCAGAUACCAUAUCAGAGUGCUAAAAGGGGCACUCAGCAUACAAUACACUCAGUCCGCUUACUCAUUCACUUACUCAGUUCAGUUUCCUAUCUGAUUGUAUACAGUUUGCAAGACUCAUCUAAAGUGGUGGAUUCAAUCCCUCCAGUACAAGUGGGCUGUUCCUUUGUUCUUCCCCUUCCACCAGCCACAGUUACCACUGAUGCCACCUCUCAGGGAUAGGGCAGGGGUGCACUAUGAAAAAGUAUAGUCCAAAGAACAUGGUCACACCAAGAGGCUUGCCAUCACAUCAGUAUUCUAGAGAAAUGAUUUCAGUCCAUGCAGAAACAACAUUAAAGCUGUGUGUUACAUCAACAAGCAUGGAGGAACCUGUUCAUACCCCUUGUGCUGAGAGACGUUGAGAUGCUGGCAAUGGAAAUGUCUUCAUAACAUUUUCUAAUAACAAUGCAUAGUUCAAGUUAGACCAGUCUUUUAGCAGGCAGACUAUGUCAUUGAAUCUUGAUACCAAGUAAAUGACCCCUGAACCACACAUUAGCAAGCAAAAUCUUAGCUACUAAAGCCAGCCUUACUGAAACUUAUUUGGCUCCCCAGCUAAAACAAAAUGCAACAGCUACUUUACCCUCAUCCCUCAACAAGGACACACACCCAGGAAUGUUCUGGCCACACCUUGGCUACCUGUUCAACUAAAUUUAUUAGUCCAUCUUCCACUAAUGACAAAGUUUCUGUAGAAAGCCUCCGUGCAAGGUGAAAGCUAUUCAAAUAUCAACUUUCUGGUCCAGACAAAUAAGAUUCCCAGUGGUCUGGCCUUACAUACAUGACCUCAAUUGUUACUAUAUCCUCAACUGAAUCUCCUGUCUCACUCAUCCAACCAGCUUCACCCACACAUCAUCUUCCCCAGACUAAAUAAAUGGUUUCUCCAAUUCUAAUGAGCGCCCAUAAUCCAACCUUACCUACCAGUUUUAUACAACUUCUUCCUGCCUAUCAAAAACAACCUGCCAGAAAGUUAUGCAUAAGUAAAUGGAAAAGAUUUUCUAUUUUGGCAGUGUGUCAAAUACUGGACCCUUUAUUAGCAUGUAUUCCCUCUGUAUUAUAAUUCUUAACCAUCAUAUUUUAUUCCAUCUCCAGCUAUUUAACUGUUAAGGUUUAGCUAGCAGCCAUUUCAAAUUUUCAUCAAGGUGUCAGUUCAAAUUCUCUGAUUUCCCAGAAGAUCUAGACCUUCUUAAAAAGCAAUUUUCUCUUCAGAUCACCUAUCAAGGACCCCACUCCGCCAUGAGAUUCAAUUUUUGUACUUCCAGCUCUUAUGCAGCCACCAUUUGAGCCUGACUUAAACUAUGUAAUAAAGCACCUGUCCUAAAAAAUAGUACUAGUCACCUCAGCCAGAUGAACAUCUGAACUUCAUGUCAUCUUGCAAAGCACUAUACCUAGUUUUCCAUAAAGAGAGAGCCUCCCUCAGACCACAUCCUACCUUUGUUCCUAAAAUUACUUUUGAAGAACCAGACCUGCCAUUUACUCAUUUUCUUCUCAAGCCACAGAAAAAAAACAGAGAGUCUGUGUUGCCUACUUUAGAUGUUUCCAGACUACUUUGAUUUUAUCUUCUCAGGACAAAAUCCUUGGAUAAAGACAACCAACUGUAUGUGUCUCUUUCUCCAGAAAAACAAGGAGCUAAAGUCUCGACACUCUCCAGAUGGCUUUCAGAUUGUAUCACUUUAUUCUAUGUGUAAUAAACAAUAGGGCAGAAGACCAAAGAUCAAUCUCAUCUUCCCUGGCCUUUUUCAAGAAUCCUUCUAUAGAUGACAUUUGUGCUGCAGCAACUUAGUCAAGCUAUUCUGUCAUGAUGCCACCCAGGAAGAAAGCAAGGAAUUCUGUCCCAAUAAUUGAGAUGGAUGGACAGGACUGUAUAGGAUAUAAUGGUUAUAUACUUACCAUAAGGAUUGAUCCUUAUUGUCUUUCUCCAUUCAUAUUGACAAUGCUCUCACCAUCCCUGCAUCAAAAAUGUCAUCAUCCUUACUGGCUAAACCUGGCAGGCCUAAACCCAAAGCUUUUCUCCAUACCUCCUUAAUAAUAUGAUGUCUGAUGUGAGCAAACAGUCUUAGAGACAGAAGGCUGCAAUGCACUAUGGAAGACAGAGGAAAGUAAACACCGGAGAAGCAUCUGUGAGGAAAACGUUGCUGUCUUAGAUUCACCAUGAAGGUAGAUAACCCAACAGCUGAGAUAGAUGGAGAGAGAUAAUAAAUUUCCGCCAUUAUGGUAAGUACACAACUUUUGUGUAUUUUGAAUAUAAUGUACUGCUUGUGUUGGAAGUGAAACAUCAAAAUGGUAUAUAUAAAACACGUUUUAUUUUCCUUUGGCUUUUCUGUCUUCUAUUCAGUAAUGCUAUUUUGAAGUAUGAUCACCUCUGUCAUUAAACAGCAUGUUUUUUUUU
Molecule: messenger RNA, 5290 nt
Organism: Protopterus annectens (West African lungfish)
Lineage: Eukaryota; Metazoa; Chordata; Ceratodontiformes; Protopteridae
Gene: LRRC74B
Product: leucine rich repeat containing 74B
Exons: 13
Coding region: 267-1877 (536 amino acids)
Molecular function (GO): calcium ion binding; protein binding
Source: RefSeq, a predicted model, not a curated record